Messenger RNA from Siniperca chuatsi (mandarin fish), 8722 nucleotides. It is a transcript of the gene kank4, whose product is annotated as KN motif and ankyrin repeat domains 4. Gene Ontology annotation, biological process: negative regulation of actin filament polymerization. Gene Ontology annotation, molecular function: protein binding. Bases 435 to 5144 code for a protein of 1569 amino acids. The transcript has 11 exons. NCBI's taxonomy places the organism in Eukaryota, Metazoa, Chordata, Actinopteri, Centrarchiformes, Sinipercidae. The record is from RefSeq and is a predicted model, not a curated record. Gene Ontology annotation, cellular component: cytoskeleton; cytoplasm.
GUCUGCUCUUUACUCUCCCUGCUCUCCUGUUUCAGCCAGUCUGUCUGCCCUCUAGCGUAGUACUCUCCUUUCACUCACCACUAUUCAUCACCAUUUAGGAUACACUUACACAGACCCACGCAGGUAGACAGAAUACUGUCCUAGUGGACUGAAGAGUUUGCGUUUGGCUGAGGGAUGCAGAUAUAUGUUCAUUACCUUGGAAAGAGCUAGAAAGUGGGGAUCUGUAGCAGUGCUGUUGAAGCUGAAGUUUUCUCACCACUACGGUUUUUGUCCCAAAGGAUACCACACGCAGCUGCAGAGAGUCGUCCUGCCUGCUCUGCAGACUGCGCUGCACCGCCAUCGCCUGCCUGGUGUCAGGCAGGCUCUUUAUCACCAGGAGGCUGCCAGCUCCAACUGUAGCAAACACAAGUCGAUGACUGAGAACUUUGCCUCCCAUGAUGGACAAGAAAAGUGCCAACGGCUUUCAGACCAAGGCCAGCGAGGGCGGUGUUCAAAGGAAGCAGCUGCCCUACUCAGUGGAAACUCCCUAUGGCUUCCACCUGGACCUGGACUUCCUCAAGUAUGUUGACGAUAUUGAAAAAGGCAAUACUAUCAAAAGGGUCCACAUUCAGCGCAGGGUCAAGGGCCCACCUAAAUUCAGCACUUUGCCCAGAAAUUUCAGCCUUCCUGGGCAUGGGGCCAGGCCUGUCCCUAAGGAAAAGGAUAGUACAUGGUCUGGGACAUCCACCCUAGGGCCCAAGCCUAAAUCACGGGUGACAGAGGUCCAACAGAUCUUUGACUUCAGGGCAAGUGAAGGGGGAACUUCUAGCCAGAGCAGCAGGGGGACAACUAGUCAGGGAACUGGCUACGUUUCAGCUAAGCCCAGAGAUGAACUAGGAGCUGGGGCUCAGGAUGUUGAAGAGAAAACUGUGGGGAUUCAAAGUCGGCCAAACCUGCUCCGAGCAUCAAGCAUGCCCAUCACCCUACAGCAGCGGAAAGGUUCUGAUUCAAACAGUCCAGACCGUAUUGUGGGAACACCGGAGAGUGGCUCAACAGAGAACAUGUUCCGUGCUUCACCAGACAUAACAGAGAGACGGUGUGUUCCCCAGGAUCGGACAGGGCUUCACCAGCAGAUCACAGUGGCACUGAAACGGGUCAGAGAGCUGGAAGAACAGGUCAAAACCAUCCCAGAACUAAAGGCUCAGAUCUGCUCACUGAGGGAGGAGAGGGAGCAGCUACUGCUUCAGCUCCAAGCCCAGGCCCAAGCCCAGGUUUCCACAUCAUCCUCUACAAUAGCACAGAGUUCUGAUUCUGGGACACACACUCAGCCACAAGGACACAGACCUUCAGAAGGGCUUAACUUAGCUCUGAUGACUCAACUUACUGGAGGUUUAGAAGCUUCAGAAGGUGUGCCAGCAAAGCCAGUAACAGGGAAAGAGAAACAAAGUGUGACAGAAAAAAGUACAAUGUUACAAAAAGAGAGGGAGAUAAAUCAGGAAUCUGUCAAGAGUUCCUCAGCACAUGGAGAAAUGGGUGGGUUGUCAGAGAAAGAAUCAGAGAGACAAACACAGCAGUCAGAAAAAUCAGACCAACAGAAAGAGACAUUAGAGAGUCCACGUAAGCAUGCAGUGCAAAAGCUUUCACAGGACAUUACAGGACAAGAAUUUACAUCACUUAGAGUGGUUGUAAAAAAUGCAGAUACUAGCAGUAUUCAAGAUGAUAAUGCAGCAAAAGGAGGAAAACUUGAGGAUCCAGACAGUAUGAAGCUGCAGGAGAAACUAAUGACACUGGAGGCUAAACUUACUCAGGCUAGCCAAGAGCUGGAGAGAACUAACACUCUUUUGAAAGAACAACUAGAGGAAAACAAGGUAAAAGAGGAGAGAAUACUACAACUGAGUGAUGGAAUGAGAGUGGAGGUGUGUACUACAGAAGCACACAGCAGGCCGAGAAGAGAGAGUAUUGACACAGGGACAGAGACAGAGAAAGUUGAUUUUUCUAACCAAGAGACAGAGACAGAAUCACCUGGUACGGUAGAUCAGGGAACAGAUACAGAUAGAAUCUGUAUUGAAGUGUGUAUACCCAAACCAAGGACUAGAAGUAUGGAUCAAGAGACUAAUAAAGUUGACACACAUGAACAGGUAACAGACAGGCAGAAGGCAGAAGUUGCUGCUUUGAGCCCACUGAGACCCAGAGCCAACAGCAUGGAACGGGGUACAGUAACUGAGAGGACUGCCACUCAGGAUCAGAUGACAGAGACACCCGUAGUGGAAAGGGUAAACCGAGUAACAGAAACAGAGGGAGAGACAGUAACAGAUCAUCCGCAGAGACCAAGGGCCAGCAGUGUAGACCGGGGGACAGAGACAGAGAGAGUCGACACUGUGGACAGGGUGACAGAGACAGAGGAAGCACAGAGGUUAGACCAGCAGACUGAGACAGAGAUAGACAGACGACAGGAUAACAAUCCAGGCAGAGAUGGAGAAGCAGAGAGUCAAAUGAGAGAAAGUGCAGGCAGCGAGAGAGUAGAAGAUGCAGGUACUGUGGUCAGUGAGAGGGUGGAAGAUAAUGAAGCAAAUAAAAGAAUUCAAAGAGAUAGUGGAAACAGUGAAAGUGUGGUCAUGAAAGUUGUCACAGAGAGUUCAACUGCAGUUAUAGAAAGCAGAGUUGAACAAACUGUAGUUUCAGAUAUUCUAAGCCAGGAUGAAGGCUGUACCAGUCCACUUGUUGCAGCAGGAGAAAAUACAGAAUCUAAGAUUGAAACAGUUAAGGCACAGAAUGACUCAGAAUCAAAAGAAAUUAUACCCCCAAAGAGUGAAGUAACAGAAAUUGUUGAAACAAAGCAGAUUGCACUGGAGACUGCAGAGAAGAAACAAACAGCAGAAGGUGAGAUUGUGUGUGCAAUGAUCAAAGAAACUGUGGUCAUUGACACAGUUGUAGUAGCAGAAGAGAAUGGAGCUGUGAAGACAGUAGCUCCUGUACGACCCCAGAGAGGCCGAAAACCCUCGGCAGAGCAGGCACAGCCAUCACCUCCUCAACUUCAGGCUGCACCUGUGCGUCCUCAUAGGGGAUCCAUUGAAACUCAAGCCAAGCAGUCCCAGCCCCAGACAAAAACCCAGCCCCAGGUACAGGUACAAGGUCCACCUCAGCUCGAGGCCCAAACCCCAACACCGCUCUUUGAACCACAGGUAAAACAUCCAGCCCCAUCUCUGUCUCAGGCUGAGGACCACACCCUAGUAAAGAGACCUCCUGGGGAGUCCAGUGAGAAACAAUCUCAAUCACAACCUCAGACUGAGACUCAGGGCCCAUCUCCAGGUUCCAGUGAAGUCCAAAUCCGGCCUAAAUCAAUUCAAGCACAGUCUCAGUCUCAAACCACUGCAACUCGACGGGACUCCAAAGAGCUUAAAGCACCACAGAGGGGAUCCAGUGUAUCACAUCCUAGUCGUGGAUCAGGAGAAGCCCAGACCCGCCCAACUCGCCAGGGGUCAUGUGACACCCAACCUCAGUCUCAGAGCUCUCGUAGAAGUUCCAGUGAGACUCAACCCCCUCACAAAGAUACCAGCGAGACACAAUCACUGCGCAGAGGCUCCAGUGAAACAUCCCAGCGUCGUGGUUCAAGUGAAGCCCAGGCCUCACGUCGGGAUACUGGCGAUGCCCAGCCUCCUCGCAGAGGCUCCAGUGAGUCACCAACAUCGCCUGCGGCUUUGGGCCAAGUUGUAACACGGUUAACAGGGCUUCUGGGGGAGCAGUGGGCACAGCUGGGGAGUAGCUCUGGAACUCAACAGACGGCCAGCCAGCAGGAGAGCCCUAGCACACAGAAACAGACGCCAGGGAAAAGAGCAGAAGCAGGCAAAGGAGCAUCAGCCAAGCCUGCAGGGAAAGCAGUCCCUGCAGCAACAACAGGGAAACCAGCAGGGAAGCCUGGUCCUUCCAAAAUGAGCUCUAUUCAAAGUCAACUGGUCAGCUCCCUCAGUGUCCUCUCUGCCUUCUACUCACCAGGCCAGAAAGCUGCUGCAGCCAGCAAACAGCAACAACAAGGUCUCAAAUCUAUUAUGAAGAAAAAUGGUGUUGCUGACAAGCAGGGGAACAAGGGAGCCAAGAAAAACCUGAAGUUUGUUGGGGUGAAUGGAGGCUAUGAGACGACAUCCAGUGAAGAGUCCAGUGGAGAUGAGAAGUCAAAGGUGGAGGUGGAGGAGGAAGACAGCUCAGAACCAGAGGUAGAAAAGGAAAAGGAGAUGGAGCCUCAGCCAGCAGAGAAGUCAGAGGAGGGAGCAGAGACCCAGCAGAAGGAUGAAGAGGUCUCAGCAGAGGGAGGAGGUCCUGUGUCUCCAGAGAAGGAAGGUGAAAGAGGCCUGCUGGAUCCAGAGGGCAGCCAGGAGCUCCUGGAAGAACAGGCUGAAGGGGAGAAAGUUGACAAGGGUUUUAUAGACGCCUGCCUCUAUGUAAAAGACCGUAUGGAAGAGGUUUCAUCCCCAGAUAAAGAAAUGCGUCAGGUUUUAGUGGUGCUCUACCAGGAGUGGUUCAGGGUCUCCAGUCAGAAAGACUCACAGGCUGAUACCGUCAGAUUAUACCUGCGACAAGUGGGCAUGACCACACCCACUCUCCUGCCAUAUGUAGUUAACUUGACAGACGGCAAUGGGAAUAUGGCCCUUCACUACAGUGUGUCGCAUUCAAACUUCCCUGUGGUCAAACUGCUGCUGGAUACUGGUCUAUGUGAGACAGACAAUGUGAACAAGGCAGGCUAUACUCCAGUGAUGCUCGCUGCACUGACGGCUGCUGAGACGCCUGAUGAUCUGGAGGUGGCACAACAACUGUUGAAACUGGGUGAUGUCAAUGCAUGCUCCAGACAGGCAGGCCAGACGGCACUCAUGCUUGCGGUGAGCCACGGCCGCGUUGCCAUGGUGAAGCUGCUCCUGAGCUGCGGCACGGAUGUAAAUGCCCAGGACCGCAAGGGCUCCACGGCUCUGAUGUGUGCCAGCGAACAUGGACACACACAUAUCGUUCGUCUGCUGCUGGAGACAGGUCGCUGUGACACCAGCCUCACAGAUAAGAAUGGACAGACAGCACAGUCGGUGGCAGAGGGAGCCUCCCACCAAGACAUAGUUGACCUUCUGAAGGCCCACGCUGAGACCCGAGCCUCUGAGCCCCCAUUUACCACAGACCUCCUCUGAGCCAGGCUGACCUUGUUUACUUCUACAAACCACUUCAGCUAGCCGAUCCCCAGCUCUUCAAUUGCCAAGACCCUCUGCCCACCAACAAAGACGGAAAAUGUUGAAUUAAGGACAUGGUGACACCAUACAAGACGCUGUGUGACCAGUGGAAAAAUUGUUUACCGUGGAACUACAUAUAAACCUCUGAGACUGGAGUGUCCAGCAAUGUACGGCCACAUUUUUCUUCUACAUCUCUGCCAACAUGCCCCGUGGGUGUUUGUGGAUAUGCUGCAUCAACCACUCAGUGGACAGACAACAAAGGGGGCCAGUCGGAUUUAUGAUAAGACAUUGCCACAGUGACAAGUGUGGUUGACAGGAUUUUACUUAGGGGACAGGGUUAGAAUAUAAAGAGGGACCAGGGAUGGACAGACUAGCAAGUGGAUGAAAAGAUACUCUGACGAACUGCUGCUUCUUAUCAUCAACAACUAUCUCUUCAAGCAAAAUACUAAGCACAUGAUCUACCUUUCAAAUAUACAAUAUUAAAUAUGACAUUGUUUCUGUUUUUUCUUUUGUGACCUUGACAUCAUUCUUGUAAUAUUUGGACAUAAGCCAUUAUUGAGAACAUAGUAUAUGUAGAAUGUUAUUCUAACAGAUUAUAAUCAUAUACAAACACAGAAAUUGUAUUUUCUACUGCACUUUUUUAUUGUGUUUGUGUACAGUAAAUAGUCAUCUCUAAUAUCGAUGUCCAGAAGAAACCAUAUAUCUCCAAAAGUGCAAAAAUUGAAUAAACGUUUAGAACUUCUGGUCAAAGUUCCCAUCAUUCAGUGGAUAUCUGACAUAAUUUAAUGUAUUGUUUUUGCCAUAGUAAUGAUGUUUUUCAAAUUCACAUUUCAUCUGUGAAAUACUGAAAAACAAAUGGUUUAGUUGGAGAUAAAAUGUUUCUGUUGGACACAAAAGAAAUGAUUUUUAUAACCACAGUAUAACCAGAUUAAAGAAAGACAAAAGUCUUCUGAUAAGAAGAUUGUACUGUUCAGAAGGUGCUGCAUGCCAAUACGCAGUUACUCCCCCUACUGGCUGUCUUAUAGUACUAAAUAACAGUAUGUUGUAAUACUGUCUCUUCUCAUGAUUAACUCAUGAUUCUCUCUCUCUUCUUCCCUCAGUUCAAAUAUAAUGUGUGUCUUGUUUGCCUGCUCGUUUCAAAUCAAAUCAUGUAUGCAACUGCUACAAAAUGCACAAUGAAUGUCAGGCUGGUUGUGAUACAUUCCAAGAAAAAAUGUAGCAAGUCUAACUGUACUGGCAUGAAUCAUGGGACUAACAGAGGCAUAGUCAUAGACGUAGUCAGUGUAUAUGGCAGACAUAGGAAUGAGUCUUGAUAUUUUUACUAUGUGCAACUAAAGACAUUUAAUCACUAAAAAAAUCUGGAUUACAGUGAUCUGAUCUGCCCGCCUUCAAGUUACUAACGACAGCACAAUUUGUCCCUGUCUCAAGGCAUACAUGUACAUAUGGUGAACUGACAAGAUGUUAAAACCAAAAGUAAUGGGUUGUUUAUGGCUUUCAGUCCUAAAAGAAGCAAUAUUAAUGAAAUACUACCUUUUCAAUCAGAAACUAGGUAGGGAGAGUGGCUUUGCUCUAGCCUUAAUCAGAUGACCAUCCUACAUUUUAGAGGUGAGAUGUGUUUCAGGGAGUGUGGUCUUUUUCUUCUAUUUUCCACAAACCUACACCCAUAUUCCUAAAGUAUCUUAAAACAGGAGUACUGGUCUGAUAAAAUGUUUACAACUUAACAGCUCCCCUUCAGUGACCCCUGCAGAAAUCCCCCAAAUGACCAGCAGGUCAGGAAGUUUACAGGAAACAAAGGGAUCAAUCAUUUUACCAGUAAACAGGCAUCUGGAGGAGAGUUUUCACCCUUCUGGAGAGGGAUCAUGACUGGUGGAUGUAACAAUACUAAAGUCGACAUUUAGUAUUGCAGUUCCAUGAUGUUGGGGAACCCUCAAGAGACAUGAAAAAAAAAAAAAAGAAUGGUCAAAAUGGAAAUAGCAGCAUACUCCAAUUAUCCUAAUGCAACCAAUGGCAGUCUCCAAGAUAACCCUGAUGAGGGUUAUUUUAACUGACUUUAGGAAGCUCCUCCAGAGAAGACAUACAACUGUUUUCACAACCUGAGUAAUACUCCUUUAUGUGUAAAUUUGGUGCAGUGCCUCUUUAAAUGGUGACUGGGGUUUGCAGGGGUUACUGAAGGUAGAAUUUAAAGGGGAAUACCACUCAUUUUAACAACUGCCAUAUAUGUGGUCUAUGAUGGUCCAGUCUGCAUUUACAGUCAGAAAAUGAAUCACUUUCAACAGAGGCAAGAUUGUGGUCCAAGACUCAGAGCACAGUGAACUCUGGAGAAUCUUCAGCAUUUGUUUUUACCUGACAAAUCAGACACCUCAGCUUUUAUUAUUACUUUUAGAAAGCUGGAUUUGAAAUGUAUUGGUUUGUUUUAGUCAUGAUAAAUCAAUAUUGACAUGCCUACAGUACAUUGUGCUGACUUCUAAGCUGAAUUAAACAACUUGUUUUCUGAGAUGAAGUGUGAUCAGACCACUGAUCCUGCACCAGUACUCGCUCUUUCCCAGACACUUUAUUAAUGUGGGUUCUAAUAUGGGACUAUAAAGACUGAUAUAAGAUAGGCCUAUUAUAUAAAACAUCAUGAUUAUACAGCAGUAUAUACAGUGGCUGCAUUUACUUAGCAACAAUGGGAAUUUUUCAACAGUGGCUUAGUAAUCAGAUCACCAUCAUUUGUUGAGUCACAAAGUAGCACAGAUUUUCUCAGCAAUGAGGCUGCAUUUACACAGGAUCAUAAACUCUGAAUUAUAACUCUGUGCAGCACAUCUGAUCGUUAUUGGUUGUCUGUAUACCAAGGGCCGAAGAUUAGAGUCUGUGUAGCGUGCCUGUGUAUUAAGUCUUAAAGUGAAUUGCGUCCAUAUGUUUAAUCCAGUGUGACCCAGAUGUAAUAAGGUUUCAUAACUGGCUCAACAACCAAAGAACUGAAAUCAAAUCUGUUUCACAUGGGGUUAAGUAUAUAGUUUUAUCUGUCCCUGUAAAUUCAGCAAAAUACAUGUACAUACAGUAUUGUGAAAAAUAUAUAACAAGUAUUGUCUGACAGUUUGCUCUAAAAAUUAUAUUAAGUAUUUAUUCCAAAUUAUAUAUUUUUUACCAUAUAUAGUAUACUUAUGUAUGCAUGGACAAAUAUUCUGGUGAUUCUGUUGAAGGGGAAUUUGAAUGAUUGGAAAUUAUGCUAUUAUGAGUGUUCCCUGAUGAUGUGAUUAUUCAGCUAAUGUUUGAUUGGUUGGGUGGUAUAGUACGUGUGAUUUGACAAGGUUGUGUGUCAUGUGCCCUUUAAUGCUAACUUUGACAUUCGUGGAGAAAGUAUGAAGCAGAUUUGACACUGGCUUAAGCUAUAUGGGUAACGUGUCCCUUGUUUGAGUACCCAUCUGAAACUCGAAGUGUAUGUAUGACAGAGUCAAAUGUAAAAACCUGUACCUCUCUAAAAUAUUCCUUGUACAAUGGGCUUAUAUGUUACAAACCAGAAAACUACUUCUAAAUUAAUAAAUGAAGAUUAAAACUUA